CGGCUGCGGCGGGGGGCGGUGCAGUCACCGGCCCCGGCCCUGCCCGGCCCCUGCCCGCGGCCCCGGCCCCUGCCCGCGGCCCCCGGCUCGGAGCGGCGCCCGCGUGGAUGGGAUGGAAGCGGGACCCUCGGGAGCAGCUGCAGGCGCAUACCUGCCACCAUUGCAGCAGGUGUUUCAAGCGCCGCGUCGGCCCGGGAUAGGAACCGUUGGGAAGCCCAUCAAGCUCUUGGCCAACUACUUUGAAGUGGACAUUCCCAAGAUUGAUGUGUAUCAUUAUGAAGUGGAUAUCAAACCCGACAAAUGUCCGCGCAGAGUCAACAGGGAAGUUGUGGAGUACAUGGUACAGCACUUCAAACCGCAGAUCUUUGGCGACCGUAAGCCAGUCUACGAUGGGAAGAAGAACAUCUACACUGUCACGGCCUUACCCAUUGGAAACGAGCGGGUUGACUUUGAGGUGACGAUCCCAGGGGAAGGCAAGGACAGGAUAUUUAAGGUCUCCAUCAAAUGGAUGGCCAUCGUGAGCUGGCGCAUGCUGCACGAGGCCCUGGUCAGCGGGCAGAUCCCUGUCCCCCUGGAGUCCGUCCAGGCGCUGGAUGUUGCCAUGAGGCACCUGGCUUCCAUGAGGUACACUCCCGUCGGCCGCUCCUUCUUCUCCCCCCCCGAAGGCUACUACCAUCCCCUGGGAGGCGGCAGGGAGGUCUGGUUCGGUUUCCACCAGUCGGUCAGGCCUGCCAUGUGGAAGAUGAUGCUCAACAUUGAUGUGUCGGCCACCGCGUUCUACAAAGCCCAGCCCGUAAUCGAGUUCAUGUGUGAGGUGCUGGACAUCCGGAACAUCGACGAGCAGCCGAAGCCCCUGACAGACUCACAGAGAGUGCGUUUCACCAAGGAGAUCAAAGGUCUGAAAGUCGAGGUUACCCACUGUGGGCAGAUGAAGAGGAAAUACCGUGUGUGUAACGUUACCAGGCGGCCGGCCAGCCACCAGACGUUUCCCCUGCAGCUGGAGAGCGGUCAGACAGUGGAGUGCACAGUGGCUCAGUACUUUAAGCAGAAAUACAACCUGCAGCUGAAAUACCCCCACCUACCCUGUCUCCAGGUUGGCCAGGAGCAGAAGCACACAUACCUGCCCUUGGAGGUGUGCAACAUCGUGGCAGGCCAGCGGUGCAUCAAGAAGCUCACAGACAAUCAAACGUCAACCAUGAUAAAAGCAACAGCCAGGUCUGCCCCAGACAGGCAGGAGGAAAUCAGUCGCCUGAUGAAGAACGCCAGCUACAACCUGGAUCCGUACAUUCAGGAGUUUGGGAUUAAGGUGAAAGAUGAUAUGACGGAGGUGACGGGGAGGGUCCUGCCGGCGCCCAUCCUGCAGUACGGAGGCAGGAACCGGGCCAUUGCAACUCCCAACCAAGGCGUGUGGGACAUGCGAGGGAAGCAGUUCUACAACGGCAUUGAGAUCAAAGUCUGGGCGAUUGCUUGCUUUGCCCCGCAGAAGCAGUGUCGAGAGGAGGUGCUGAAGAACUUUACAGACCAGCUGCGCAAGAUCUCCAAGGACGCAGGGAUGCCGAUCCAAGGCCAGCCCUGUUUCUGUAAAUACGCCCAGGGUGCAGACAGUGUGGAGCCCAUGUUUCGACACCUCAAGAACACCUAUUCAGGGCUUCAGCUCAUCAUUGUCAUCCUGCCAGGGAAAACACCGGUCUACGCUGAGGUGAAGCGCGUUGGGGACACCCUCCUGGGAAUGGCCACGCAGUGUGUCCAGGUCAAGAACGUGGUGAAAACCUCCCCGCAGACCCUUUCCAACCUCUGCCUCAAGAUCAACGUCAAGCUUGGCGGGAUCAACAACAUCCUUGUGCCUCACCAGCGCUCUGCCGUCUUUCAGCAGCCAGUGAUCUUCCUCGGGGCUGAUGUCACUCACCCGCCGGCAGGAGAUGGGAAGAAACCCUCCAUAACGGCUGUUGUGGGCAGCAUGGACGCCCACCCCAGCCGGUACUGUGCCACGGUGCGUGUGCAGCGUCCUCGCCAGGAAAUCAUCGAGGACUUGUCCUACAUGGUGAGGGAGCUUCUCAUCCAGUUCUACAAAUCCACCCGCUUCAAACCCACCAGGAUCAUCUUCUACCGUGACGGUGUUCCCGAGGGGCAGCUCCCGCAGAUCCUUCACUAUGAGCUCCUAGCAAUCAGAGAUGCCUGCAUCAAACUGGAAAAGGAUUACCAGCCUGGCAUCACCUACAUUGUCGUCCAGAAAAGGCAUCACACCCGUCUCUUCUGUGCAGACAAGAACGAGAGGAUUGGGAAGAGUGGGAACAUCCCAGCAGGAACAACAGUGGAUACAAAUAUCACCCACCCCUUUGAGUUCGACUUCUACCUGUGCAGUCAUGCAGGCAUUCAGGGUACGAGCCGGCCAUCCCAUUACUAUGUGCUCUGGGAUGACAACCGGUUCACCGCAGAUGAACUGCAGAUCCUCACGUACCAGCUGUGCCAUACCUACGUGCGCUGCACCCGCUCGGUCUCCAUCCCAGCCCCGGCGUACUACGCCCGGCUGGUGGCAUUCAGAGCACGGUACCAUCUCGUGGACAAGGAGCACGACAGUGGUGAGGGCAGCCAUAUAUCUGGACAGAGCAACGGCAGAGACCCCCAGGCCUUGGCGAAGGCUGUGCAGGUUCAUCAGGACACUUUACGUACCAUGUACUUUGCUUGAAAGCCUAACUUUUGUUACCUCACUCAAGAAAGCUUUCAGAUUUGUAGGAGCCAUACAAAAGAGGAAGCAUUGGGACACCUUGUUUUUUUUCCAAUGAGAAAUCACUGCAGGGCAGGCAGCGUCGAUUCGAGGCAGGAGACCAGCACCACGGGACAGAAAGAUCCAACACCUUUGUAGGAUUGGAAGAGACUGAUGAUUAUUUUUUUAAUUUUUCUGGCUUUGCAAAAUUUUGACCUGACCAAACACAUGAAGGCAUUCAAGGAAGGGAUAAAACUCCCAGGAGGCGGAAGCAGGUUUUCAUUUUUAAGAUGCAAUACUAUAGACUCCUGACUGUGAAAUGGCGGAUUUGGUCCUCCGUUGCCCACCAGGCGCUGGUAGGUAUUUUUUGUGGGGGUUGGGGGGAGGGGAUUUUUAGAGCCUUAAAACAGAAGACUAGAUUUAUAAAACUAAUAUUUUAGAAUAUGAGAUGCUUUAAUGGGUUAAGGGGAAAAAACAACUAGUUUAUAGGAGAAUUCUAACACUAACAGUUCCCCGCCCCCGAAUAAUUCCCCCCAUAUAAUGUAAGGCACCCUAGCACUUAGCUCAGAACUGAAAACUGUCUUCCUUGUGUUAAAAGCUAGUUAGCUGCUGCCAUUUGAAGCAACAGUCACAGACUUUUCCAUGGGUGAGUGCCUUACUAUGAUGCUGCAAAAUUUCAAUGUUUUUAAUCUUGUAAGGAAAAUAGUAAUCUUGUCUUGAUGGUGGUCCAUAUUUCCAUCGGAAGGAGUUAAUUUCUACGGUCCUAAGUUGCAGUUUGUGUUAGAUCAUGACCUCAUGGUGGUUAAACUCCAUUGAAAGAUGUGCACUUUCAUAUAGGACACGUUUAAUGGCUGCUGACCCAUUUUUGUUUCCAAUGUACUACUUGUUAUUUAAAACUGUUUCUGACAAAUGGGGGCAUCUUCAUCCCAUGAGGACGGAAAUCGCUAUCAAUUUUUUUUCUCUUUUUUUUUUUCCUGAAUUUUUAUGAUGGACACCGGGAUUUUUUUACUAAACAUUAUUUUUAUACGAUACUGAGUCUGUUGCCAAAAUACACAAGUCAUUAACAUUCUCAGAGUUUACAUCACCGCACUUCCUGAGGCUGUGUGCUCACACCAGAGAUUUCUAACGUUUCCUGUCCGAUGAGUGUUACCAACUGCAGUCCGUGCAGCGCCAGGUACUCCUCAGCACCCGUCUCCCAUGUGCGUUCAGCACAUGUCUGCCCGGGUCGGCUGCUUUCCGAAGUACCGCGUACCCCAACUCCAGCACCUCCAAACUGUCACCCUCUCUGCUGCUAGGUUUUGCUGCUCUUCGUGUCAUGGUAUCGCUGAUCUCAUGCACAGGGUUUUUUAUUCUGAAAGCACACCAGAUUUGUUCCUUAGUCAGAACGAUGAAAUCCUUGUUAUUGUCAUGGGGGAAACUCCUACUGAUCUGUGUUUGUAACAGGAAAAAAGCCUUUUUCCGAACAGUAACAUAGUGACUGCUUUUCGGACUCAUUUUGCUGCACAGAAUGACCGUUAUGCACAGCCGGGCAGUAGUAGCAACUCAUUACCAGUAUCAUGUGGGCAGAUUAUCUGGGUUUUUUAUAUGAAAGUGUGCACAGUGCUUCCUUCAAGAGAAAAAAAAUGACACGCACACUCCUACCAAGCUCUUAAAGGGAAGAGCUCUGUUAUCAUUUUACUGCCAAACGUGAACGCAUUUCCAAGGCAGAUCCACCACAAGCACUGCCCCUUGUCAGUACGCGUGGAUAGAAGCACACCUUUUUGUUUUGUACUUUCUGACGUUUAAACUUGCCUUGCCUUCAUGAAAACCACAUUGGUCAUGUUGGCUCAUUGAUCUGUCCUAACACCGGGAAUUCACUCUACCCGUUUUCUUUUUGGGCAACGUGUUUGUGAAAAAUGAAGACAUCAAUAUGCUAUGCAAACUAAGUGCUGAGCCCACUGAUGUCACGUUUUGUGAAGAUCCUACGUUUAGCACAGUCCUUUUUUUCCUCAAGACUACAGUAUUUGGUUCAUAUUCUCCUUUGCACCUUGUGUCAACCUCCACUGCUGUAUAUCUGCAAGGUGACAGGGAGGAGACCAGGAACUAUUCAUGGUCAGUAGGGUAGUGAACUCUUAGGAAGGCUUUUAGAGAGUAGGGAAUGCAUCAACACUAAGUGUCAACAUGAGAAGCCUACAUUCCUAUACACAAGUGCCUGCAUAGUGACACAAAUUCAGCACCUCUCCAUCUCAUCCUCAGAACUCUGGCUUGUGUUCAUUGAAAGCAAAAUGAUCUCAGAGGGGCUGUACCUGCUCACCUUGUGUUAGAAAGCCCCUCGCUAAGAAUCAAAUCGGGGUUAAGGUCAAGGUUCUCUCUGCAAAUCAGUUUGUUCACCAGCAUUACAAUGGAAAGCCCCUGGCUGCUGUUCUGCAGCGAGGGGCAAAGGUAUUUUGGUUUCUAGUUUUUAUUUUAGUGUUUUAGUUGGGUCUAGAAUUCUGAAAUGUCUUUUAGUAGCUGUGGCAUAGCACGUGCCAUUUUUAACCAUUUGAAAAGAGAUAGCGUGGGCAUUUACAGAAACAGCUUGUUGCUCUGUAACAAUUUUUUUUAACCUUGAGACUUGAAAUGUAAAAUGGACCUUUAAGAUUUGCACUCAUUUGUAAGGUGGCUGUUCAUAGAAAACUAUGAAUGAAGACUUGCUGAUGUAGCACCUACUUUUAACAGCAAUUUUAACUACACAAAAGCUUCACAGCUUCUGAAACUCUCAGCUGUUGACUUGCAGAUCGUGUUCUGCCCUUAUUUCACCCUCUGCGUUGGGUUUUCAUGGUUUUGAAUAAAUAAAAAAGCCAAACUCAGUAGCUGCUGUGCCCUUUAAACCCUGUUUCCAUUUUGAAGAAAUUUAGAAGGGGUUUGAGUUACCCGCAUGUUUUCUAUAAUGGACUAUGCACUGUACCUUCUACGCGGCUCCAGCAUUCAGCAUUUCUACCCUUUUCUUGUCCAAGAUGCAAAUGAGUAACUGCAUGUUGAGGUGCUGUGCAUUUUGCUACCCAUAGCGGAUAGGUGUUAACCCAGAUACUUAUCAGGAUUUGUAGUUAGCCACAAACCCCACACGGACAUCCCGAAUGGCUCCCGAGUCUCUGCCUUCUCCAUGCGCACGUGUUCCUUCUGCAACUGGAAACAUCGCCAGGUGCAUGCAGUUUUGUGGGAAGAGGAAUAACUUUCAUUUGCCUGUCAGUUGUUGAAUGCUGUUUGUUUCCCUUAUCUCACAUCUGAACAUAACGGGGGCGAGAGGGCAGAGCAGCCUUCUCCCCAGAGCUUCCAGGGGCGGUCGGGGUGUUCUGGUAUUUGCAAGCGUACGACCUGAUGUUUUAGUGUCAAAAAGCCCAAGCAUUCAACGUUGCCUCGCGGAAGGUUUUCUUCUUGGAAAAUCGGUGUGAAAUAAAAGAAUGUGAUUCUUUCAGGAAGGGAAGCCAGACAGCAGGACAGCAAUAAACAAGUGAAAUUCAUAUCUUGCCUGAGUGAUUUGCACUUCAAUAGUUGUGAAAGAAAAUUUACGGGACUCCAGUGCUUUUGUGUUCAAUUUCUAGCCCCUUUCAUACCUCCUUUAUACGAGCAAGUGUUGAAUUGUACAUAGGGUGUUUACAAGACACUCUGUUUGGGUUGUUAUUUUUCUUGUUGUUUUGGUUUUUGUUUUUUUUUUUUUGCUUUAGCUUGAACUCUGUAUGGUCCAUUUGUUAAAUAGACGUGAACAGUUGAUGUACAGUACUUACUAAACAAGCAGCAGCACAAAACUUAUUUUAUUAAGAAAAUAUGGCUUAUAUUUUAAAGGUUGAAUAUCAGGUUGGGUUUUUUUUUUUGUAUGCGUGGAAUUAAGACUGGUAAAGAGUAACAAAAUCCUUGGAUUAGGCCAAAAGAAAAUACUGUAAGAUCGUAACCACCUCUUUAUUAAAGAAAACGGUAUGAUUAAAGAGCUCCAGAACAUUGUAUUUAUAUUUGAUUUGAUUGCCUUUGUGGAUUUUUUUUUUUUUUUUGCCUUGGUCCUGAUUUUUGCUUGCAACUUUGACUUUGCAGUCCCAAGUAUCUGUUACCCUGUAACUGUUGGCAGAAGACCUAAAUAAAAGCAAUGUGAACAUGU
Harpia harpyja (harpy eagle) is the source of this 6812-nucleotide messenger RNA. RefSeq names its product protein argonaute-1. Lineage: Eukaryota; Metazoa; Chordata; Aves; Accipitriformes; Accipitridae. The coding region runs from base 113 to 2686 and encodes 857 amino acids. The transcript is spliced from 19 exons. The record is from RefSeq and is a predicted model, not a curated record. Gene Ontology annotation, molecular function: RNA binding; protein binding.